Molecule: messenger RNA, 3486 nt
Organism: Hemiscyllium ocellatum (epaulette shark)
Lineage: Eukaryota; Metazoa; Chordata; Chondrichthyes; Orectolobiformes; Hemiscylliidae
Product: RNA-binding protein 12-like
Exons: 3
Coding region: 212-2437 (741 amino acids)
Biological process (GO): regulation of RNA splicing
Cellular component (GO): nucleoplasm; ribonucleoprotein complex
Molecular function (GO): RNA binding
Source: RefSeq, a predicted model, not a curated record
UGGUCCUGACAGCUCUCCACUUCAAUAUAACUGCAAUGGGGGAAAAAAAUGAUUAAGCUUUGGUGCAGAUAAAAAAAAUGAUUUUAAACAUGCAAAGCAUACUGGAGAAUUCUGAACCUGAAUCCACGCUAUAGAAUUGAUUGUAACGAACUUAUUCGUGUGUCUUAAAAGAAACCUUCACAGGUAACAUUUUCUAUUGGUAGAAUUCAGCAUGGCUGUGGUCAUCCGCUUGCAGGGGCUCCCAGUUUCUGCAGGAACCUUGGAUAUUCGUCACUUCUUCUCUAGAUUAACCAUUCCUGAUGGAGGGGUGCAUAUAAUUGGUGGUGAACUGGGAGAGGCAUUCAUUGUAUUUGCUACGGAUGAAGAUGCACGGCUUGCUUUGAUGAGAUCGGGUGAAUUUCUUAAAGGGAGUAGAACAAAACUAACAUUAAGUAGCAGAAACGAAAUGCAGAGUACAAUUGAGAUGAGUCGUAAGAGAUAUGCACGUUCCAGUGGAGAAACAUCCGGUUACGGAAGGUCGGGAUUCAGCAGUUCUGGCACAGGUGGCUUAGGUAGUAUGUCUUCUACGCUAGCUGAAAACUUAGUUGCAGCAAUGCAACAUGAAAUUAAUAGGGAUGCGUUUCAUCCUGGUGAAAUUGGGAGUUCUGAUAUGAACAGCUAUGGCUCUCGUAUGGAUCCUAUGAUGAGUGGGAAUAUGGCAACAAUGGCUUUAUCUUCUCCGCAGAACAUUCCAGUUGCUCCUAGUUCCUCAAUGUCUGCGUUAUUUGGAAUGACAUCUGGAGCAAUGAGUGAUAGUUUGGAUAAAUUUAAUGGCUCUGGGUCAGUGGAUCCUUUUGCAGUUUCAGUGUAUAAUCAAAGGAGAGAACAAGGAGCUUUUCAUUCUGAUGAUGUUUAUUUGCAUCUGCAAGGCAUGCCAUAUUCUGCUGGAGAGCUGCAAGUAAGAGAAUUCUUCCAUGGUUUACAAGUGGAAGCAGUUCGUCUACAAAAGGAUUACCGGGGUAUGAACAAUGGAGAGUGUUUUGUACGGUUUGCCAGUUCUUGGGAUGCAGCUGAGGGACUGAAGCGUCAUAAAAAAUACAUGGGGCAAAGAUUUGUAGAGGUGUAUCGAGCUACAGAACUAGAGUGGAUUUCUGGGGGAUCUGAUUUGUUUAUAGAUGAUAGACAUUUGGAUCUAAACCGACACAAUCGAGGUCGUUCCCCUCAUCGUGAAGAUAAACAUUUCCAUUCUCAAACUCGAUCAAGGUCACCUCGAAGGCACAGGUCACGAUCUUAUUCCCCUCAAGAUCAAGAUUAUUGGAUGCAGUUAAAAAAUAUACCGUAUAGUAUCUUAAAAAAAGAUAUACGAAAUUUCUUUGAUGAACUAAAUAUCACAGAUGACCAGAUUUACCUUGUAGAAGAUCCUCAUGGUAAAAAUACUAAUGAAUGCUUUGUGAAGUUUAGAAAUGAUUCUGAGAUUCGUAAAGCUUUAAGAUACCAUAAGACAUACAUUGCAAACCGUGCAGUUUAUCUGUAUCCUGUUGCUAAAAAAGCUGUGUUAGAGUUGAUGGACGCUGUUAAGAAACAAAGAUCAAGAGAAAAAUCUGCCUAUAGAAAUGAAGAAAAAAAGUACCAGUCAAGAGAAGGAGCACAUUCCCCAAGAUUGUAUAUUUAUGCUCGUAAUCUACCAUUUGAUAUCUCCAAAUCUGAGAUCCAUAAAUUCUUUGAGGGAUUUGGUGUGGCUGAACAUGGGAUCCGAAUACUUGUUGAUAGUAAUGGCAUUGGACUAGGGGAGGCUCUAGUCAAGUUCAAAUCUGAAGAUGAAGUACUAAGGGCUGAGCGCUUAUAUGGUAAAAAGCUUGGAGGAAGAGAAGUUGUACUGAAGGUGGUUACUUCAGAAGAGGUGUUUGAACUUGGUAACGCUUCUAUGCAUGAAAGAGCCAAAGGUCAAAAGGAAAGUGACUACUUUGGUUCAUAUGGUGGUGGUGGUGGUGGUGGUGAUCACCCAUUAUCUCAUGAUAUGCAUGAAUUAUCUAAGCCUUUCUUUGAACCUUAUGGUAAUUUGGAUUCUGUAUCCUCCAUGCAAGGACCAAUGUAUGGCAGAGAAGAAGGAACUUAUGGAGGGUUUAACACUGGAAACAGCAAUUUUGAUGACUGUAGUGGAGGGGGAUUAGGAUCGCAAUUUGAUUCAGGCUACCGAGGUCGUACUGGAGUUGCCAGUGGCAUGGCUGUUGUGAAGGCUUUCAACCUGCCUUUCAAAAUCUCAGUUGAUGAAAUACUGGACUUCUUCUAUGGCUAUCGUGUUAUUCAAGAGUCUGUCAUUGUACGGUACAAUAAGAGGGGGUUUCCUGCAGGCGACGCAAUAAUUACAUUUGAAACUGUUGAUGAAGCAAUGGCUGCUGUUCGUGAACUGAAUGAUAAACCAAUUGGAAAAAGAAAUAUCAAACUAAGUUUGCUCUAAGUACAGUGGAACCUAUGCUGUUAUUUUAAACAAACAAAUUUUAGAUUCUCUGAAGUAAAAGUUAGUUGCUGUCUGACCACUGGUUCCACCAAAUGGAAUAAAUAAAUAAAUUGAGUUGUUGUCUUUUGUGAUUUUCAGGCAAACAUCACUCCUGUUGAAAUUUUUUUCAUUUAUGUUGCCAGAAAAUAGUUGGUUCUAGUUUACUGCUUUGGGAUAUAUUACAUUCUGUCUUGACUCAAUUGAUAUAGUUUACAAGAAUACAUUCUAAUUUUGUUCAGUGUCUUGAUUUUGAUAGGGUUUGAAAGUUAAGAGCUGUUGCUGUCUAGAUGGUUUGGAAGUAAACUUGAAUAGUUGAACUUCAGCAUGAAGAAGUUCUGAAUUGCUUUUAUUUUUCACUGUAAAAGGAUGAUUGAAUGAAACAUUUUAAAUGGCUCAACAUCCUGUAUAAUAAUUGUGUAACUUUGUUAACGGUGAUUUUUUUUUCCCACUUACCCGAAUUCUACUUGAGGCAAGUUAUGGACAUGGGAUAACUUAGUCUAUGUUUUGGACAUAGUGAUAUGCACAUUUAAAAUAAGCAGAAAUCGGCUUAAAAGUGUAUCAUUGUUUCAAAAAAUAAAACCAAUCCCAGAUCUGUAGGUUGAAGAACUAUUAGACCAGAGAAUAAAAUUACUAAUAUAACUUUUAAUUUUGAUGUUAUUUGUCCCUUAUGUAAGUGUCAACUGAAGAAACAUUUUCUUAGAAGGUUAUUAAACAUUUCUAAAUAAGCUACAACCUACCUGAUGCUUUAACAGUGAAUGUUUAUUUCUGUUUUGUCAACUGAGGCUAUUCAUUUACAGAAAGAUUUUCCUUAUCCAAUUGUGACUUAAUUCCAUCUGUUAAAAACAUAGGAAGUUAUUUACAGAUCUCCAUUUUAAAGUUUUGGAAUAUGACAGUGCAAUACCAUAAAAAUUUCAAUGCAUAUAUGGUCCAAGUAUUCAUUCUCUUUAAAUGUACAGGAUUUGACCAAUUCAGUCCUUGUCAGAAUGAUACUAAGAAUUUAUUUUUUGCAU